CCUACUCGACUUGUCAACUUGGAUGCAAAGUUGUUUAUUUUAAAAUGUUGCUAUAAUUUUAAAACAUCAUAUGUACAAUACCAUAAGUGGUAUUAUACAGUUAUUAGCUGAAACAUUGUAUGAACUACAAUAACGUUGCACUUCUUUUAAUAAAACUGCUCGAUGAGUCAUAAUUUAAGCUACAUAACCUGUAAACGAAGUUAUAGACCAACAAACUAUUAAAAAUGAAUAUUUUACCAAAAAAAAGAUGGCACGUCCGUACAAAAGAAAAUAUUGCUAGAGUUCGACGGGAUGAAGCUCAAGCUGCUGAAGAAGCUAAAAUUGAACAAGCUCGUAUUGAUAAAGCUGAAAGCGAAGCAAGAUUAAAUUUAUUAAGAACUGAAUCGAGGAGAAGGAAUAAUAUUAGUCCCUUAACCGUGAAUGAUAAGCAAAUUUCAAGUACAUCAGCAAAUUCUUCAAAGCAUAUUAAUUUCUUUGAAGAAAUAGAACAAGGUAAUAUUGAUUAUAGUAAAUCAAAUAAAGAUUAUGAAAAGGGUAAAAAAGAAGAGCAAGAGAAGUAUGAGAAACAAAUUGGAUAUUUAACUUAUCUUGGUCAAGGACUUAAGGAGGCUGUUAAUAAUAGCUGGUAUAACGAAUUACCUAAGCGUUUAAGCGAUACAAAUAAAAAUAUUGAAGUUAAGCCAAAUAAAAAAGUUCUGGAGGAUCCAAUGCAGGAUAUCAAACGAUAUUUACACAUUAUGUCUGUGAAUCAAAGUAAUAGUAAAUCUGAAAAAAAGCAUGAAUCUAGAAAUGAAAAAUUUCCUACUAAAUAUAGUAGUUACGAUACUACUAAGAAACAAAAACGUAAAUUAUCAUCUAGUGAUGAAAGUGAUGAUAAUCAUAGAUCCCAUAAGAAACAUAAAAAGCAUAAAAAACAUAAAAAAUCUAAAAAGCAUAAGCGAGAUAAAGAGAAGCAAACUGUUAAAUCUAAUAUAAAUAUUGAAAAAUUAAGAGAAGAAAGAUUACAAAGGGAACAGAAGGAAAGGUUGAGAGCACAAGCACUAUUAGAAGAAGUGAAAGGUAAUCGCCAGGAUGAAACAAAUGCAAAUUUAGUAUUUCGUCAAAAGUAUAAUUCUCAAUUUUUCCCAGAACUUGCUCGACAAAAUUGUGAAAAGAAUUAUAAAUAGCCAUUAGUCGAAUGCUUUUUAUUUACUUAAUA
Ceratosolen solmsi marchali is the source of this 1198-nucleotide messenger RNA. Its product is annotated as leukocyte receptor cluster member 1 homolog. Lineage: Eukaryota; Metazoa; Arthropoda; Insecta; Hymenoptera; Agaonidae. The transcript is spliced from 3 exons. The record is from RefSeq and is a predicted model, not a curated record. Bases 225 to 1166 code for a protein of 313 amino acids.